GAUAUUUUUUAAAUACCUGAAAUCGAAUCAACUAAAUUGGAAAGCGUGAACAAAACAGUGCGAAUCGUUGAUAAUCGAAUCAAAAGUGCGAACAAACGCAGCCUUGGCUGGUCAAAAGUGGCCCCAAAACAAAUAACUUAAAAUUAAUUCAACAGUCGAUCAAAAAGCCACAACAACAACAACAACAACAAGAGUAACAACAAAAAGAACAACAUCGAGAACAAGCAGCGACAUUGUCAGGCAACAAGAAGUACAAGAAGGCGCAGAGAGGAGGAGAGGAGUUCAGCCCCCCAAGCAGCCAAGAGCAGCGUAGAUUUUUUGUUGCCAUGCGUCAAUGCAGCUGAAACCACAUCAGACACACAAGAAGAAAAAAGAACAAACAAACGCAAAUAUUAAUAAUAAUAACCAAUAUAACAACAGCUUAUUUCCAUACCGCGAGGGGCGUCUGAAAAUACGUUCCGAAAUGUCGAAAAUCUGGAUUUUAACAUUUAUAAUGCUGCUGCAUGUUGUUUGGGUGAGAGCGUCGGUAAUAACAACGCCAACUCCGACCAUAAUAAAUGACUUGCAGAGCAGCCACGCCCCCGCAACGACCACAGCCCCCGCCAUGGUGGUCAGCGGUGCCAAUGUUCAGCGCAAUGAAACCAGCCGAGUGACGUCAGCAGCAGCAGCAGCAGAAGAAUUGGAGAUUGUGGAUGAAAUAACCACUAGCAGUAUUCUCUCCUCCUCAACUGCUUCCUCUGCCUCGUCGACAUCAACGGCCACGCCUACCACAACGGCAACAACCAGUACUACGACAACGACGGCUACAACAACGACAAAGGGAAAAGAAGUCAAAACAACAGCAGCAGUAGAAGAAAAUGUGGCAACUACAACAGCAGCAGCAGCAGUGGAAAAUGUUGCAACAGCAAUUGAAGAAGAUGUUGCACGAGAAAAGACAACAGCAAUUGCUGAUGAUGUUGCACCAGUAAAAACAACAGCAACAGCAGAUGUUGCUGGCAUAGCGACAACAACAAUACUUCCAUUACCAUUAUUGAAGUUGGGGUCUGAAAAACUAACCCAAAAAGAGGACGAAGGAAUGACGACAACCGUGCCGCCACUUGCCUCCCUGGGUAACGUUUUUGAUCGUCUCUAUCGCAUUAAGUUCAGCGACUCAGCAGGCGAUAAAGAGCAAGAAAACUCGGAGUCACUGCCCGAGGCUGAUUCUGCUGAUGUUGAUGAGCUGGCAGCCAGCGCUUCACCCGCUUCGCUCAACAUACAAAUGCAGGCGGCGGAAUCGUAUCAAGUAGCCGAGACGUUGGCCGAUCUCAAUGAGGAGGAACGCAAGCGUUAUGGUGCCAUGCUGUUUCAGCAAUCGACGGCCAGCAAGCUGAACAUUGUUGAUCUGUAUCCGAUGAAAUUGGAGGAUUUUCAGUCCAUUAUGCAUGGCGAUAGAGUAGAGCAGCCACAGGAAGUGGAGCAGCAACAGCAGCAGCAACAAGAGCAGCAGCAGCAGGCAGUGUUUAAGCAGCUCGAUAAUGCCGAGGAAUAUCGACAGAAUCUAAUGCCCAAUGAGGUGGAAUUGCUGGUUGUGGCUGACGGCACUCCGUCAGUCAAUCAACAGCAGCCAACAAUUGCGACGACAACUGCUGCAACACCAAUGACGACGACGACAAAUGUUCCAACAAAAACAAGAGAAACACUGCUGGCAGGCGUGGCAUCCACACCGAGUGAUUUCACGCGAAAAUUGCUGGCGGAGCAGGAUGAUUUGAUAACGGAAAUCGAGCGUAAAUUUGAGCUGCACGAAGCGCGAGGCAGCACAACUAACACCGCAGCGACCACAACCACAGCAACCACAGGCGGCAGCAGCAGCAGCAGCAGUACUACGGCAGCAACCAUGACAUCUUCAACGCGAAGUCCACAGCAGCUGCCCCGACUCGCAGCUGGUGAUAGUUACAUCGAUCGGCGUGUGAAGAAGAGCUUCGAGUUUCCCAUGCAGCAUCGUGCCAGCGAUGUGAUGGCCAUGCCCAACAUUGACUUUGGCAACACAAAGUUUAACACAGAAGUCUCGGAUGGCCACGAAGCCAAAUCAUUGUCAGCGGCAGCAGCAGCAGCAGCUGGAACAGCAACAUCAUCGUCAUCAUCGUCAAUAGUUGCGCCAUCACAUCCGGAGUUCUCGACAACAAAGUUCUACAACAGCAAAGAGUUGUACAACGAAAUGUUGUUACAUAAUAAACGCAAGUUAAUGAAAGAAAUUGGCACUGCAACUGCGACUGGAACUGGUUCAGGAAAGGGAGUGAGACUGGGCAGCAGCAGCAGCAGCACUGUGCCCACAGCAGGCAGCAUUAUAAAGUCAUCAGCGGCAACAGUGCCGACGGAGAGGUUGCGGCAAAGUUCGCCAACCACAAAGUUGGAGACGACUCGAAGCGGCAGCAGCAGCAGCAGCAACGGAGGAGUCACGCCAAUGCCGCCAAAACGCGUGACUUUGACGCCCACGAGGCAAACUUUUGACGGCGCCACAGCGACAGCUUCUGCAACAGCAACAGCGGGGGAGGCAGCAGCAUCUACAAUAGAAAGUGCUUGGACUACUGUGAAACCCAUAAAAUACCAGAAGGAGCUUAAGCGCGCUAAAUUAUUGCUCAAGGCGCUGAUGCCGCCACAGCAGCAGCAGCAGCAGAUGGAGAAACUGGAAGUGGUCGCAGCGAAAGUCAAAGUUAUAGCACAGCCACAGGCAGCAGCUAGUUCGACUCUAUCUCCCAUCCCUGUCACUGGGCAGUCGGCUAAUCUUGGUAAAUCGGCCUCAAAGCCAAUUGCUCGUCCGCGUAUUUUAAGUCGCCUGCAGGAGAAAAUCAAUUCGCUUGAAUGCGAGAUACAAAAUGUGCCGCAGGAUUCACAUUUGUGGCGAGGCAAUGAAACGCACGAGCUGCUUCUGCCAAUUGUGACUACUGAGCACUGUAAACCAGGCGAGCACUGUGCGCCCAAUGUGCUGACGUGGGAGGGCGAGGCAGAAAUUCAAUCCGGCGAUAUUUUAAUUGUUGAAAUCAAUGAUGCCAUGCUGAGCACAGCGCACAACCUAAACAACAGCUAUGCAAACAGCCAAAGCGCCGCACAUGCCGCACAGGUAUAUCAGGUAACACGCUCCGGCCACGAACAUUGCGAUGUUACCGAAGGCGUCCUGCUGGACAUAACGCCACUGGUGGUUGAUGGCAGGAAACUGGUUACGCUCUAUGACAAGGAUCUAACCGAGGGAGUCAACCUACUAAUUGUGGUGUCCGAGCUGUGGGGAGCACAGUGUGUGCGUCUAAAGGUGACCACGAAAACCGACAAUUGCGGUGAGAACGCCGAUUGUUCUGGCAAAGGGGUCUGCUACUCGAACCCAUCGAUGGAGGAGUAUGAGUGCCAAUGCUGUAGCGGUUUCGCUGGCCCACACUGUGAGGAGAUCGAUGCCUGCAACCCCAGUCCGUGCACCAAUAAUGGCAUCUGUGUGGACCUCUCGCAGGGCCACGAGGGAAACUCAUACCAAUGCCUGUGUCCGUACGGUUAUGCGGGCAAAAAUUGUCAGUAUGAAUCGGAUCCCUGCAAUCCGGCCGAGUGCAUGAAUGGCGGCAGUUGUGUGGGCAACUCCACGCACUUUCACUGUGAUUGCGCCUCGGGUUUCACGGGUCCGUUGUGUCAGCACAGUUUGAAUGAAUGCGAAUCGUCGCCGUGUGUUCAUGGCAUCUGUGUGGACCAGGAGGAUGGUUUCCGUUGCUUUUGUCAGCCAGGUUUCUCUGGCGAGCUGUGCAACUUUGAGUAUAAUGAAUGCGAAUCGAAUCCAUGUCAAAAUGCCGGCGAAUGCAUCGAUCACAUUGGCAGCUUCGAAUGUCGCUGUACCAAGGGCUACACGGGCACCCGUUGCCAAAUCAAGGUUGAUUUCUGCGCCAAUAAGCCGUGCCCCGAAGGACAUCGCUGUAUUGAUCAUGGAAAUGAUUUCAGCUGCGAAUGCCCUGGAGGUCGCAAUGGACCGGAUUGUAAUCAAAUGCCACGAACGUAUUUUCAGCAGUGCAGCGUGAAUCCUUGCACACAUGGCGGCACUUGCUGGUCCAGCGGAGAGAGUUUCUACUGUGCCUGUCGUCCCGGUUACACGGGCACUAUGUGCGAAGAUGAGUUUGUGGUGGAGACGGUCGUCAGCUCCAGUGAAUUUAUCGUCGACGAUGUGAACGCCAGAAAUUUUAAUGACAAAACUUUUGGUUCAUCGGUUGUGCUUAAGAGUCCCAUUGAAUUGCAUAAUGCAUAUUUUGCGGCUGGCGUUCUGGCGGCCGCCAUUUUCAUCGUUGCCGUCGUGGUCACCAUCUGUCACUGCAAGGUGAAUCAAACGUAUCGAAAAUUCUCAACGCGACCCACUUCGUUUAUACCCAUUUUGGGUUUCAGUCGUCGGCCCAAGUUGCAGGGCAAACUUAAUAAGCAUUGGCUAAGUGGCAAAGGACUCGGCACGACUGCAACUCCAGCUGCUGCUGCGGCAGGUGCCACACAAGGUGGCAGUGGCAGUGGCAAUGCGGCACAGUCGACGCGUCAUUUGCCAGCGCAAACGAAUGGCAACAGCUCAGCACAGACACAAGCGCAGAGCACGCUAGGGGGUCAAUUGCACGAGAGACCCUUUCAACGGCAUCUGGCCAUGAAUCUGGAGAACGACAUGUACUACACGGUCGAUUUCAGUGAGAACUCACAGCACUCGCCGCUAAUACAGUGAGAGGAUGUAAAUGCAACGCAAGCUAAGCAUGUUGGCUGGUUAGUUAAAUUUACGUGCAAACACGUGCCCCAUGAAUAAAGCUAGAAGAGAGAGAAGAGUUUUGGUCGUGCAAUAUUUCAAUAUUACAAAUAUUGAUAAUAAUAACUAAAUAUUAUACUAUUUAUUAACAAGAACAACAAGAACUGUCGGCAAAAUGAACAUUACGAUUAUACACAACACUUUAUAGAAGAACACUUCGAUGUAAUUCUGUUCAAUAUGACGCAUACUUAAAUAGGCUUAGCACAUCUUGUGCAAGUCACGUUUGUGUUGAAGUUUGCCAAACACACACAGCAUACACAAUACACAACACACAAUAGAAUUGACCCAGUUGUGAAUUGUGCAACUGCAACUUGUAUUUGGCUAUAAGCUGCAAAUUAUGUAAAUGCCUGCAGUCAACUGUGCCUAAUGCAUUUAGUUUACCUGAUUAAAUUGAUCUCUCGAAAGCGCAUUUGUUGCCAAAUAUUUUUAUCGCUACUUUUCCAUCACGAGUAGUAUUAAAUCUAAAAAUUUUGGAAUGCUAAUUUACACAGUAAUGGCUAAUUUUAGCGUAACUUAUCCAUUUAUUUAUAUUUUAAUUUGCAUUUGCUAUUUGUUUAAAACUUAUUAUUGUUUACCCAUUUGAUGUCGAGUUGUGCUUAGCUUUCGAGUCUCUCGCGUCCUAAUCAAAUACUAAUAAAGUUUUAAUUAAUUUCACCGCACUGCUGUAUUGACUUUAUUUGCAUAAACAAUGUAGGGAAAAAGUAUUAAAUUAAAUUCGCGCAGCAUCAGAGAUUAUUUUUGCUAAUUUCAGCGCGAGUUGAGACCACUGAGGUCGCUCUCUCUCUCUCUCUUUCGAAUAUAAGCUUUUAUUGAAUAUUAAUUAGCAUAAAUUAAAACAGGCCGCAUAAUUUAAAAUGCAUGUUUUAUGUGUGUUGUUUUUUUCUCUCUGGCUCUGGCUUUGAUUGUAAUAUGCUUGCGAAAUGCAAAUGCAAAUUUAUUAAAAUAACGAGUACUUUUUGCACAAUAAUUAUUAUGUUGCUGCGUUGUGUGUGUGGGUUUGGCAGGCUUUUGGGCAUAUUGUUGAUGUGCAAAUAUUAAUAUUGAUCAAAUUGCAAUGAGAAUUACAAUUUUACAAAAUUGCAACGCAAUGAAUGAGUUAAAAAUAAUUAUAAACGAAACAACAGCAAAUAGCGAAUCAUUAACUCUUUGUG
Molecule: messenger RNA, 5934 nt
Organism: Drosophila sulfurigaster albostrigata
Lineage: Eukaryota; Metazoa; Arthropoda; Insecta; Diptera; Drosophilidae
Gene: wry
Exons: 12
Coding region: 335-4705 (1456 amino acids)
Biological process (GO): establishment or maintenance of epithelial cell apical/basal polarity; heterophilic cell-cell adhesion
Cellular component (GO): plasma membrane; protein-containing complex
Molecular function (GO): calcium ion binding
Source: RefSeq, a predicted model, not a curated record